Molecule: messenger RNA, 4371 nt
Organism: Tetrahymena thermophila SB210
Lineage: Eukaryota; Ciliophora; Oligohymenophorea; Hymenostomatida; Tetrahymenidae
Exons: 8
Source: RefSeq, a predicted model, not a curated record
AUGGCACAAUUAUAGGCAAAUCUAGACUUUAGCUUUUAAAAGUUAAUUUUUAAACUAGAUUAAAGGCAAUAAUUCGAUUAUAAAGUUAAAGAAAUAGAAAAGGAUAUAUUUACCUUUGAUUUUCACAAAAUUUAAGAAGAGGUGAUACAAUUUCUGAAAGAUGAUCAUAAGAUUUAGAAUGUAGAGAUAUUGUAAUUAAAAAACAAUAAGCUACAAUUUGUUUCAGAAAAACAUAGUAGCGAUAACUAAUAGCUUGAGAUAUUAUUUGGGGCAGUAGAUUACUUAGAUUAUGAUUUUAAUGAUUUCAGGUAAUUUGUAUUUGAUCUUCCUAGAGUAUACUCCUCUUACUCAGAAAAAUUAGUUUUAAAAGAUUAUGAGCUAAUAAUUUAAAAUGAUGAUAUAAAAGUAAAAUAUUAACAAUUUUAUAGUCUGAGAUUUAGAAAUUAUAUAGGAGAAAUUAAAGAUCAUAUGGUUUGUGUUGUAUUCUAUAAAAUAAUAGGGCUGUAAUAUAUACCUCAACAAAAUAUGGAUUCAUAGUAGCUGAUGUAGUUUUAACCUUUAAAUAUACAAAAAAUAACAGAAAGCUAAUUAAUGCACUUUAUAUAGAAGGUUUUAACCAUAAUUGCUGAAGGAAAUUAUUUUUAUUCACUAUCAAAAAAUGCUAUCUUUAUAAAUCCUUUAUAGCAAUGUUUAGAGUUUAUAGCCAUACCAAUAAAAUAUACAGAUAAUAGGACUUAUGAGCAAGAUAUUUUAAGUUGUGAAAACUAAAUUCUUUAAUAAAUUUUAAGACUUUAAUAAGAUUUUUAAUAUUAUCAGGCACCAACAAGAGUAAUGGAUAUUUUUAUGGGAGAUGGCUUGUAUUCAUAAAAUAUAACUAAAGUAAAAAGAGAGCUACCUUUAAUGUGUUUAAGUUAAUAAAUAGGAUUUCCUUUAUAUUGGUAUUUAUUUCAUAAUAUAUCCUACAUGGAAAUAGGUCCUUUUUAAGCUUUGAAAAACAAAGCUUAUAUUGUUUAUAAAAUGAAUGAUUUAUAUUUUUAUUAUGAUGGUAAAAUUAAUAACCAAAAUGAGAAGCAUUCAUAAUAUUAAGAAUAUAAAAACUUAAUCUAUUGCUUUAACUAAGCUCAGCAUGACUUUAUAACUUAGGUUUAUGAGUAAACUAGAUUUAAAAGUUCCCAAAGUUAAAGUGACUAAUUACAAAAAAUAGAGAGUAUCAAUAAACUCUUUUAAGAAAAUUUUAAGUAAAAUCAUAAUUUAGUAUUUGAAGGCUGUUUGAAGAACAAUUUGCCACAUGGAGAGUGCAAAAUUAAAAUAUUUUUAAAUCCUGUAGUGAAAUAAAGAAUACUAUCUUAAAAUUCCACUCAACCAUUUAAUGAAGCUUUGUUUAAAAAAAAUGUAGAAGGCAACUUUGAUUUUGGUAUUUUAGAUGGAGAGGGAUAUAUUUACACAUGUCUAAAUGAAAAAGAUAAAGAAAAAAUACAUUUUGAUAACUUUAUUGAUGUUCCUUACUCUUAAAAUUUAGAGAAUAUUGGAAACAUUUCAAUGUACUUUGGCAAGUGGCAGAAAAGAGCUAUUAUUAAGGGAAGAUAUUAGGAUUAGUUUUUAUAUAAUAAAUUAUUUUACUAUAUUUACUAUGAUGCAUCUGAAUAAAAUAAAAAAGAUGGCAGAGAAUUGAGAUAAUUUAGAAGCAUAAUUUGCUACAAAGAUAGAAAGACGCAACACGAUUAAAUAAGAAGAAGAAAAGUCUUUAUAAAUAUAGGAAAGACUGAAAAUAAAGUAAAUUACUAAAAAUUAUUUUUAAAAACAAACGAUUAAUAAGGAUCUGAAUAAAUCUACGUAUAUGUGCUAUAUGAUAUUGAAGAACCUAGAAAGAUGUCUACUCAGCUUACCAAUAAUAUAAUUUUUAGCUUUACAGAGAAUAAUCUUUAAAGCAGCUCUUAAUACAUAACUUAUAUUAACUUGAGCUUAAUCUAAAAUGUGAGUUAGUUGCAUAUUGAAAAUUUAUUAGAUUCAUCAAAAAGUAUUAUUGAAGGACUUAACUAUUAAAUUUAUUAAGGUUUACCUUCUAAAGUGCAGCAGAAAAUCAUUUUUAACAAUAAUAACUUGGAUUUCUCUGAUUGUAACUAAUUACUUGAAGAGUAUUUUAAAAAAGCAUUUUAAUUUGAAAAUAUUGAUAUCUAUAAAAGCUUGGAUAAAUAUGCUGAUUAAAUUAAUAUAAGGAAGUAGAGUUAUAGUAUUAGAGCGUAAUCUAAUUAGAUGAAUAUAAAAUAUUCAUUAACAAUGAGAGGUUGUGAUUUAACUAACAUUAAUUAUUUGAUUUUUAAUAAUAUUUAUCUUCGUAAGCUUGACAUUUCUAGAGCUUAAGUAAGAGAUGAUUUUCUGAACUAUCUUGGCACAUAAGAAACACAGUUCUUAACGAGCUUAAAUAUAUCUUACACAACUCUCUUAUACAGUUCUGUCUAUAAUUUCUUCCUUUAAGAUAAACCUAAAGAUUUCUUAGAAACAUUUAUUUGUAGAAAUAUAUAAAUAUAAAAGAAUCAUAUUGUUCAAUCUGGUAAAAGUCUUUUUAAACAUAUCAUCCAAAGCGAUUUAUUACAGCAAGUUUAGUAUUUAGAUAUUAGUGAAAACCCCUAAGUGAACGACGACCUCAUAAGGAUUAUUUAUGGGCACCUAACUUAAUUGAAUCAUUUAAAGAUUAGUUAAUGCCAGAAUGUUAAUGGUACUGACCAUUAAUACCUUUACAUUUUUUCUGAAAAGCUAAAUUCAAAUUUAUUUAAAUUAGAUUUUUCAGGAAAUUAGAUUUCGUUUUCAUAUUUGUAAAAUUCAUAAAAUUAUAGAAGCUUGCGCACGCUAGAUAUCACUAACUGUAAUUUCAAAGACUAAAACUUAUUUGCAUAUCUUUAAACUCAAAAGGACCUCUACAAAAUAAAAUUAGACUAUUAAAUAUUUGCAGAAAAUAACUUUUAUUUCCUUGAAAAUAUUUUUAAAUGCUGUUAAAAAAUGAGAAAAAUUUAUUUGCUUGUAAAAUCUACUGAUAAAUUUGACAUAGAAGGACUUCAAAGAUUCAUUUCUUCAGGAAAGCUACUUGAUCGCUUAGAGCUUAAUUUAUAUUUCAACUUUUAGAAUGAUAAGAAUAACUAAAUUUUAAAUAAAGACACUAGUGUUAAAAACUAUAACAAAUUGCUUGAAAAAUGUUUAUUUUACGUAAAUCAGUAUCCUUAUGUAAAUAUUCAUUUCGGAAAAUAUCAAAUAGUCAACAAGGAAGAUAAAGAUAUAGAAAAUAUUAAAUUUAAUUUCUAACGACUAAGAGGUUUAAAGUCAGGAUUUAUUUAUCAACCAAUAUAAGAAUUAUAAAGCUAAUAAAAUUAUAAUAAAUUUUAUUUUAGUAAGUAGCUUGAUAAUGAAUAUGUGAAUACUAUUAACUUAAGCAACCAUUUUAUUUAAGAAUUAGAAUAACAAGAUAUUGAAUCUUAUUUUGAUCUUGCUAAAAAUAAUUUAAACAUCAAUAAAUUUGUUUAUGAGAGAGAAGAAAUAGAUAGUUUGAAAUGUUAAAAAAUUAUUUCUAAUAUUGUGGAAAGUAAAAUUAAUAAAUUAUUUAUUCUAUCAUCAUUGGUAAUAAAUAAUAAUUUAUAAGGACUAUCAAAUUUAACUUUUCUUUAAUUAUCAGAGCUUAAAAUCGAAUUAUAAUAAGAUGAUAUUUUAGAUUAGUUUAAAAAUUUUUAGCAUAUAAUUGUCAAUACUCUUGAAAUCUAUUUUAAAUAAGAAAACAAGCUAGAUAGAGCACAUUUAUCUAAAUUCAUUUAAGUAACUUCUGUGAGCAAAAGGCUAAAGAUAUCUUUGCAAAAUUACAAAUAGAAUAGCUCAGAAAAUAAUGAAAACUAGCUUAGUAGUAUUUUUUCAUGUUUUACUGAGAAGUACUUUACAAAGUGCAUAAAAUUUUGCUUAGAGUUAAAAGGGAUAUAAUAUAGCACUGAUAUGGAUUUAUAGAGAGUUUCAACAAUAAUUGAAAAUAUGUCUCAAUGCAGCUAAUUCUCUUUAACAUAUUUGGAUUCAAAAAUGAUUAAUUACCAUCAUUUUACAGACGAAAUUUCUAAAUAAAUUAAUAAAUUUUCUUUUUUAGAGUUAUAGUUAAAUAACCUAGACAAUAAUAUAAUUAAGUUUAUCUCAAGCUAGCAUUUUUUACAAAAUCUAGUUUUGAAGAUAAAAGAUUAAGAUUUGUACAAAUAAUUACCUCACUUGUUUAAAUUACCAAUCCAAAUAUUAUAAAUUUAUACAGAGAACAGUAGUAAUAAUGAAAAGAUACAGAAAAUAAUAUAGAGAGAGUAAAAUUUGACGAUCACUUAAAUUUAUUUAAACAACAAAAAAUUAGUUUGA